AGGUAUAUAUAUAACAUGUUUUGGGGCAUCGGCGCUUAGCCCGUACGACGUGCUUGGCGGCUGCAGUUCCUUGCCAACGCGUUGACUUCACGACCACAAUGAGGUCCACGCUUUUCCUGGCUGUGCUUUGCCUCGCGAUUGCUGCGACGUCAGCCACCUUCGUCCUAAGCUACGGCCUGAAUGGCUACGGGGGCCUGGGUUUCGGAGGACUCGGAUACGGCCUGGGAAGCUACGCUGGACUAGGCCAUGGUCUGGGAUACGGGAACUAUGGAGGCUACGGUGGCUACGGCGGUUAUGGCGGUUAUGGCGGCUACGGAGGAUACGGAGGAUACGGAGGAUACGGUGGCUACGGAGGAUACCGCCGAUAUCUUGGUUACGGCCACGGAUAUUAUGGUUGAAUGACAAAAACUACGCGUCUUCUUUCAAAUAAAACUUGCCAGCAAACU
Molecule: messenger RNA, 446 nt
Organism: Ixodes scapularis (black-legged tick)
Lineage: Eukaryota; Metazoa; Arthropoda; Arachnida; Ixodida; Ixodidae
Product: neuropeptide-like protein 31
Exons: 2
Coding region: 99-398 (99 amino acids)
Source: RefSeq, a predicted model, not a curated record